Messenger RNA from Symbiodinium pilosum, 2175 nucleotides. The record is from the annotation of a GenBank genome assembly. Lineage: Eukaryota; Dinophyceae; Suessiales; Symbiodiniaceae.
AUGGCUCAGCACUGCCGUUCGCACCAGUGCAAGUAUCUGAUUCACCAGAAUGAGAUCGACUUCAAUAUCGAAGUGACCUUGUUCAGCGCCCUGUUCGAGGUCCUGGCGCAGGUACAUGACAACAGCGGACUGCAGUUCCGGGAUAACAUCGAUGCUGCCGAGCAGUACGUCAAUCCAUUCAGGUUCCCGCCUGGCAGUUUCAAGAACGCGUACUGUGGCCGUGAUAAAUCGGACCAUUGCAUUGUCGAUGCCUUCCAUCUCAUCGUUGAUUUGCCGCACGAUCUCGACGGCAAGUCCGCUUGCUACAUCGCUGAGCACUUCCUGCUUAUCGCGGUAGUAAUUGUAGAACGUGCCGUUUGCAAGGCUGGCAUGGUCGGUGAUGUCAUUGAUGCGGGUCGCCUCAAAACCCUUGUCAGCGAAAACGCUGAUUGCGCUGUCCAGAAGUGCUGCACGGGUGCGUUCUCGCUUACCCCGUGUAGCGGUUUGGUUCUGGAAGAGGCUGUGGCUGGAAUUGAUGUGAAAAUAUUUGAACAGCCGCCUGUACUUAUUGUUGGCGCUGGGCCGGUCGGCCAACUCGCCGCGUUGCUGCUGUCAUAUCACGGUAUUCCGUCGCUUCUGGUGGAUAAGCGGUUGGCGCUCCUCACUGCGCCGAAAGCACACGCGGUAAAUCCCCGCACGCUGGAGAUCUGCGACUCCAUUGGUGUCAGCGCUGAACGCUUGAGGUUGUUGGGGGCGGAUGCCAAUGAUGCAGGAGACGUACGUUUUGUUGGCACCCUGUCCGGGCCGGAGUUUGGAUCCUUACCUUAUGAGCGACAGGAUGCAGGUGCCUUGCGCUAUACGCCAUACCCCUUAAGCAAUAUUCCUCAGCCGCGUUUUGAGGAAGCGCUAAGCAACGUCAUCGCUGGCGAUGCGAACAUACAGUUCAGCCGUGGUGUUGAGUGCGUUCAACUGGUCAAUGAGGGUGAGCGGGUGGUGGCAGAAUUAAGAAAUGUGCAAACGGGCGCUCGCGAUACAAAAUCUUUAGCGUAUGCGAUAGCAACCGAUGGCGCGGGGUCAUCCACGCGCGAUGCUUUAGGCAUCCGCAUGCAAGGUCCGGAAGCCCUGCAGGACUUCCUCAUGCUUCAUUUUACGGUAGAUCUGCGGCCCUUCACUCAAGGUCGGCCUGGUGUGCUCUAUUUUUUGUUUGCCCCAGAUGUUCGCGGCACGCUCAUUGCUUACGACCAGGCUCAUACGUGGGUGCUUAUGUAUCCGUGGGACCCGAAGUCUGAAAAGCUUGAUGACUAUGAUGACGAACGGUGUCGAUCUGCACUUGCGCAGGCGGUAGGUCAGCCGGUGCCGGGAGCUAUUGUCGAGAAUGUCAGCCCCUGGAGCAUGUCUGCUCAGAUUGCACAGGAAUAUAGGUCCCAACGGAUAUUUAUCGCGGGUGAUGCUGCGCACCGGUUCCCGCCAGCGGGUGGCCUUGGCUUGAACACCGGUGCCGGUGAUGUCCAGAACCUUACCUGGAAGCUGGCUGCUGUAUUGCAAGCAAGAGCCGGCAGUGGACUGUUGGAUACCUAUGAAACUGAACGUGAGCCAGUGGCACGUACCAAUAGUGAACAAAGUCUAAAAAAUGCAUUCAGGCUCUUCGAUCUUUUUACAGCCCUACAUGGCACAGAGCCAGACAGCAUUGCUGAGCAUUAUGCUUGCGUUGUGGCGGAUCCAGCGGCCUGCAGUGCACUUGCUGAAGCCGUUGCUGCGCAAAAACCGCACUUUGAUAGCUUUAACCUGCAACUUGGCUAUCGCUAUACCCGCGGGGCUAUAUACCGGCCUGCACCGGCACCGGCACUGACAGAUGUGUCCGAUUACCAGCCAUCCUGGGAUGCCGGUGCCCACUUCCCGCAUCGUUGGGUAACCGUAAAUGGCACCCGGCAGGCAUUGCAACAGUUGCUGCCGGCCAAUCGUUUUACGCUUAUGUACGGACCGCAUGCGCCCCGGAUGAACUGCGACAAUUACCUGCAUGAGAUUCGCUGGGGGGCAGAUUUUCUGGAUGAUAGUGACUGGGCUGAACAGACCGGACUGCCCCAUGCCGGUGCAUUUCUCAUACGUCCAGACGGACACAUUGCAGCGCGUUUCGAGCAGCUUGCUGAUGAAGCUCUGGCGAAUGUGAUGGACUUUGUUCUACAUCGGGAGAAGUGA